CAGACGUAGAGACAGACAAGGCAGCGGCGUCGACACGGCAGUGUACGGUGACAGGGCGUUAUCUUACAUGAUUAAAACACUAAACGAAGUGGGAGACUCACGCAGAUCAAAGGAAACGCAUUUAAGAUACUCGUUCUGUCAUGGAGUCCUAUGACAUUUUAGCUAACCAGCCGGUUGUGAUUGAUAAUGGUUCAGGAGUCAUCAAGGCUGGUUUUGCAGGUGACCAGAUCCCUAAAUACUGCUUUCCUAACUAUGUUGGACGUCCCAAACAUGUGCGUGUGAUGGCUGGAGCCCUGGAGGGAGACCUCUUCAUUGGACCUAAAGCAGAGGAGCACAGAGGCUUGUUGUCAGUGCGCUACCCGAUGGAGCACGGGAUAGUGAAUGACUGGAACGACAUGGAGAGAAUCUGGCAGUAUGUUUACUCCAAGGAGCAGCUGCAGACCUUCUCUGAGGAGCAUCCUGUGCUGCUGACCGAGGCUCCCCUCAAUCCCAGCAAGAACAGAGAGAAGGCUGCAGAGAUUUUCUUUGAGACCUUCAAUGUUCCUGCUCUCUUCAUCUCCAUGCAGGCUGUGCUGAGCUUGUACGCUACAGGCCGCACCACAGGUGUUGUGUUGGAUUCUGGCGAUGGUGUAACCCACGUCGUGCCCAUCUACGAGGGCUUCGCCAUCCCUCACUCCAUCAUGCGUGUGGACAUUGCAGGCAGGGACAUCUCACGGUACCUCCGUCUGCUGCUGCGCAAGGAGGGCUACAACUUCAACACGUCUGCUGAGUUCGAGGUCGUUCGCACCAUCAAAGAGAGAGCCUGCUACCUGUCCCUCAACCCACAGAAGGACGAGACUUUAGAAACAGAGAAGGCUCAGUACGUCCUCCCAGACGGAAGCACUUUAAACAUUGGCCCUGCGAGGUUCCGUGCACCAGAACUGCUGUUCAGACCCGACCUGAUCGGAGAUGAGAGCUCGGGGAUCCACGAGGUCUUGGCCUACGCCAUCCAGAAGUCUGACCUGGACCUGCGACGCACACUCUUCUCCAACAUUGUGUUGUGUGGGGGGUCGACACUGACCAAAGGUUUUGGAGAAAGACUACUAACUGAAGUCAAGAAACUUGCACCCAAGGAUGUGAAGAUUAAGAUCUCUGCUCCACAAGAACGGCUGUACUCCACAUGGAUUGGCGGCUCCAUCUUGGCUUCACUGGACACCUUUAAGAAGAUGUGGGUGUCGAAGCGAGAAUAUGAAGAAGACAGAGCACGCGCCAUCCACAGGAAGACCUUCUAGGCGAGGGCGUUUGCCGUGCCAAUGCCAACCCCCCUUCUCCCCUCUCAGAACUGCUCUCACCCUUCCCCCCCCCAAACCACUGGAGAUCUCCCCCGUGGGUACCUGCGCAUCGUCUUUUAUCAACCCAGCUUCUAAACACUUGUGGGCCUACUCCAUAACUCCCCAAA
This is a messenger RNA of Nematolebias whitei (Rio pearlfish), 1438 nucleotides long. It is a transcript of the gene actr1b, whose product is annotated as actin related protein 1B. The coding region runs from base 141 to 1271 and encodes 376 amino acids. The transcript has 11 exons. The record is from RefSeq and is a predicted model, not a curated record. NCBI's taxonomy places the organism in Eukaryota, Metazoa, Chordata, Actinopteri, Cyprinodontiformes, Rivulidae.